This is a messenger RNA of Colletotrichum orchidophilum, 1971 nucleotides long. Its product is annotated as NDT80/PhoG like DNA-binding family protein. The transcript has 3 exons. The coding region runs from base 1 to 1971 and encodes 656 amino acids. Gene Ontology annotation, biological process: meiotic cell cycle; positive regulation of transcription by RNA polymerase II. Gene Ontology annotation, molecular function: DNA binding; DNA-binding transcription factor activity. The record is from RefSeq and is a predicted model, not a curated record. Gene Ontology annotation, cellular component: nuclear chromosome. NCBI's taxonomy places the organism in Eukaryota, Fungi, Ascomycota, Sordariomycetes, Glomerellales, Glomerellaceae.
AUGGUUUGGCGUGCCUUGGACGCGGAAAAGACGUAUACAGAGACAAGGAGAUCUGAUCUUUGCAGCGGCGAAGGAUGGGCAAGCGUGGGUAACUGCCUUCUGGCAACCAACGUGCGACUAGAAAUCCGCAGGCGUUCCCGCCUAUCGCCGCGAGAUGGUGGUGUGUCCUCGCAUGACCCGAUCCAGUAUCCGCUGGCCGUUGUGCAACACGUUGCUGGCAGUACGACGAGCUGCCUCUUCUUUCGGGGAGCCACUUGGGCUGACGAGAACAUCAGAUACGAACACAACGCAAAUGCUUCUCUGUCGACGAUCGAUGGCCCUCCACAACAGCCGACACUCUUAAACCUGUUCAAUCCACCUAUAACCAACACCACUCCGUACUCCGCUGACGGCGGCUUCUACCAUCCAGCCGCCUCACACGUCUUCUCCAGCCUCGACGUCAGGCCUCGCCUGGGCUCAAACACCUCUUCAACGGGCAUGGCACAUGCCCACCGCUCCACAACAUUACCCCAUCCUGGCACACACAUCAGCACUCGAGACCAGUAUUCUCCGGCGACGCCAUCGUUCAGGAGGGUGUCGGAGCACCAGCCCAGAUCCCCAUCAUACCCAACUGCUCUACGGCGCCACCCCAUCUCGCCAACAUCCAGCCCCAUCACCGGCUUCACAGCGCCCGCGGCUCUGAGAAUGGAUCCCGGCCACUACACUUCGCCCUCCUCCAGGGCGCAGGCGAGCGUGCCUCCCCUGAGCCCCAUCACUCCCCUCGGCAUUCUCCAAUACACCGAAGGAGGGGGCAUGCAAGUCAAGAUUGACAUACACGGCAACAUUGACAAGGGCUUCUUCCAGUCUGACGGAGACUGGACCUGCUACAGGAGGAACUACUUUUCUUGCAUCUGCUCCUUCAGUUUGACCCCUCACUAUCCCGGCCAAGCUUUGCAGUUCACCCAACAAGGCUCAACGCAGCCGUACUCGGUUCUCGGAUUCGCCAUGUCCAUCUCAGCCGUUGUUGCUGACAAUGACUCCCAUGUCAUCGAACUCGUACAGCAUACGCCCAAGAGAGAUAAAGGUCCCGUCGAGAAGCCCAGCAAAGUACGCCUUCACCCGAAACACCCUCAAAUGGCAGCACACCCCCUGGGUCUCUACUCCCACGAUAACACGCUGGGGGGCCCAUCAAGAAUCGGCUACGACGCCGGUGGGGGAUUCGGCGGCCAGCAAGGUGGCGGUGACUCGUACCAGACGGAACACACUUUCGAGCGCAUCCAGUUCAAGCAGGCCACGGCGAACAAUGGAAAGAGGCGAGCGGCCCAACAGUAUUAUCACCUUCUGAUUGAGUUAUGGGCCGACGUAGGAUCGCAAGGCCCGGACAACUUUGUACGGAUCGCCUAUCGAAAGUCGGCCAAGAUGAUUGUGCGCGGCCGAUCUCCGGGACAUUACCAGAGCGAGAGGCGUGCCAGCACAAGCAGCGGGCCAGGAGGUUCGGGCGGGAGCUUCACCGGCUACUCAAACAACCCGAUCAUUGGGUCCGACUUUGGGCCAGCAGGUGCCAUGGUGGGAAGCGGCUACGGCGGAGGUUUCGAUUCCCGGGGAAGCACUCAUUACGGGUCGACUCGACAUCAUCCCGAGCUCGAGACCAUGCUACCUCCGGAGGACGCCAAAGCCAUCGACACGACGAAAGAGUACCAAUACUUUCCGGGCCACAUCUACGACGCAAGCGAUUCAAGGGGCGGUGUGGAAAUGUUCACCCACAAUCGGAACACGCAGGAGAACUUGGUACCGCACAUGACGCCAGCCUACGACCCGCUUCACGAAAGAGUCAAGCGUGAUCCGGAGGGGGCCAUGCUGCCAAGCAUUUUCCAGCCUGGGGCGCUCAUGUCGAACCAAAGAUGCGGUCCUUUCGAGGGCAAAUCAACAUCCGGUGGGUAUUACCCAACCAUGGUGCCCCAAUCCGGUGUCAACGUCUCCAACAUGACAUGA